GUGUAUACUCGCCUACCCGUGUGUUGAACUGCUCCUCUCUAGCCUACCAGCAUUCGCACUUUCGAGCCCCCGAUUCGGACUUCCCACCACUACCGAGGAUGCCGACCUAACGACGACGUAUAAAACGAACCUAUCUUUCCUCUAAACACCACGUCAGCAAAGGGGACACCUGCGGAUACACACAUACACCCCGUACGACGGCCCUCUACACUGCGUUACCCCGGCGGGACCCUGCGUUGUGAGAGCAGAGACGUGACGGUGCGGCUGCGUUGGGUGUUACUGCCAUGAUCGGCGCCGUGCCGUUGCUGCUGAUCGCAGCCGUUUUUUAUUGUCUAUUCAACAUCGUCUCUGGGCUUUCGACCAACAUCGCCGCCGCGAAGCGCUCCGGCCUACCCUACUUUGUCGUCCCACUUAGCCCAUGGAAUCGCGUCGGACAGAUAUUUCACAAAUUCUGGGUUCCCGUAUACAGACUGCUCCCACGCCGGUGUUGGGAAGACAUUGUGGUCGUCUUUGACCCUAACUGGCAUUACGUCCUGAAUCAUAAGGCGUUCGCUAAGCUCGGGAACACCUUUCUGCUCGUCUCGCCAGGAACAAUCGUCUGCUUCACCGAGAAUGCCAACGUCCUCCACCAGAUCACGUCGAAGCGGGAGGCCUUCCCGAAGCCGACGGAGGCCUACGCCAUCCUCGGCCAGUAUGGCCAGAACGUGGUCACCCUAGAGGGUUCCGCGUGGCGCAUGCACCGCAAGAUCACGUCGGCCUCCUUCAACGAGAAGAAUGCGUCGCUCGUGUUCCGGGAGUCUGUCAGCCAGACCAAGGGGCUCAUUAACCUGUGGCUCGGCCCCGACGGCCUCGGCAACAAGACCUUCAAGACGAUCGAGCAGGACACGGCGUCCCUGAUGCUCAAUAUCAUCGCCAACAUCGGCUUCGGCCUCAAGAUCCUCUGGCCCGGCGAGGAGUUCCCCGCCGACGCCGACCCGCGGCUGGCCAAGUACGCGACCCAGGAGCCGCCGCCGGGCUACACGAUGAGCUUCGGCAACGCGCUCGCGCGCACCUUGGAUUACCUCAUCCUCCUCCUCAUCGUGCCCAAAUGGAUCCUCCGUGUCGUUCCCAUCAAGCACGCAAAGGUCGCCGUCGAAGCCGAGAGCAACUUCGUCGGCUACCUCAACCAGUUCUUGCAAGAGAAGAUCGAUGACGUGCGCAAGGGGAACAACAGCGGAGAGCAGGGCCUCGACAUCAUGGGCUCGCUCGUCCGCACGAGCUACGGAGACGGCGCGGCAGAGGGAUCCGCGCCGGGGACGACCACCUCGGGCGGCAAGAAAGGUGCGCAGGUCGCGCGGCUGACCGACUCGGAGAUUAUCGGCAACGCCUUCGUCAACAUCGUCGCGGGCCACGAAUCGACGGCAAACGUGCUGCACUUCGCACUCGUCGAGCUCGCGACGAACCCGGCCUCGCAGCGGCGGCUACAGCGCGAUGUUGACACACAGCUCGGGGGCACGGAUCCUAGCACGUGGGACUACGAUGCCGAGAUGAACCGGCUCCUCGGAUCGAUGGUCGGCGCCGCUAUCAACGAGACGUUGCGCCUCGUGCCUCCCGUGGUCGACAUCCCGAAGAUGGUCUCGCCGACACAGGACCAGCCCAUCACGAUCGCCGGCGUGCGCCACAUGCUCCCGCGCGGGUCGACGGUCGGCCUCGCCGUCAUCGCCGCGCAGCGGAACCCGCAGUACUGGCCGACGAAGCCGAGCAAGGUCAGCGACGCCGAGACGGACAUCGACGACUUCGUGCCGGAACGGUGGCUCCAGAUCGACUCGACGGCGGCCACGACGACGACGGCGGUCGAGGGUGCGGACACGGAGGACUUUGGCGGGUACGCGGGCUCGGACACGAGCGCGCAGCUGUACCGGCCACCGCGCGGGGCCUUCAUCCCGUUCUCGGACGGGGCGCGGGCGUGCCUGGGGCGGCGGAUAGCGAUCGUGGAGCUGGCGUCGGCGCUGGCGGUGAUCUUCCAGCGGUACAGCGUCGAGCUCGCGGUGGACGAGUGGGCGAGCGACGACCAGGUGGGCGCGAUGAGCCGGGGCGAGAAGGCGGAGGUGUACGGGCGGGCGCAGCAGCAGGCGCGCGAGGUGGUGCAGAGCGCCACGAGCCUCAUCACGCUCAAGCUGCACGGGAACAUGCACGUGCCGGUACGGCUGGUGCGGCGGGGCGACGAGAGGUUCGUGGAUUGGGUCGACGCGUGACGUGCAUGCAGGGUGGGAAUAUCCGGGAAUGGGGAAUACGAAAAUAAAAUGUACUCUAUAGCAAGGCCACAUGUAGGCUCGAGGCUGAGCUCGUGCGAGGCCUAGUUGCCUGUAUACCGAGUGGAAUAAUACACGUUCGUAA
Molecule: messenger RNA, 2376 nt
Organism: Durotheca rogersii
Lineage: Eukaryota; Fungi; Ascomycota; Sordariomycetes; Xylariales; Xylariaceae
Product: cytochrome P450
Exons: 4
Coding region: 285-2234 (649 amino acids)
Molecular function (GO): oxidoreductase activity, acting on paired donors, with incorporation or reduction of molecular oxygen; monooxygenase activity; iron ion binding
Source: RefSeq, a predicted model, not a curated record